CGCGGCAGACACCCAUAGGCCGCCAGGGCCAUGGCACACGGUCUAUCCCUGUCCUUCUUCUCCGCUUCACCAGGGCCACCUCCGAUCCCGUGCGGUACAUCGGCCUCGUAUGUAGUCUAUGUGCCAGCGUACCGCCCGCGGGGAUGUUAUCCAUCUGGUAUCGAUGAGUUAUAGCAUCCUGCGAUCCGGGAGCGCCUCGUAUGGGGCCGUAUUCUGGUAUUUGACGUGCCCGCGGUCGAGGCGAGACUGGUACUCCUCGAGGGCCCGAGAUGCGGGCGACGUCGCAUUUAGUACGGCACGUCCUGUUUGCAUUAGGGGCCGUCGUUUCUCGUCCUUUGGCUUGCUAUGUCAGCCCAAUGGCGCUGGUGAGGUAGAACCCGUGUCCCCUCAUCCACAGGCUGUUGUUGCCACUUCUUGGUAUAUGCGGACAAAGCAUUGCUUUUACCACCUCACGUACGACAUGUCCUCUCCCCCGCUGAGGAGCCUUUCCUCGGUCGCGUCUCUGAGCGCGCACUGGUUACGUCUGGCGGCUGCUGUCGUACACACGACGUCCAGGGUUCCGAUUCCGCUUCCCUUCGUUCCCCGGCAGAUCCUCCUCCAUUUAACCACACCUCCAUGGAAAUCGGCUAUUCAUUGCUGCUCAUUACCCAAGGCUUUGACGCAAUAUAACGGAACGGUGACUAAGGCCGUCUACUCCAUUCGCAGCGCCUGCAUCCACAAUAUGCAAAGCACAUACACCUUCGAGCCUCAAGGCUUCAAACCUCGACCGAGCGCGUUGUAGAAGCGCCUCUGAGCGUCGACGAAUUUCAAUGAUGCAGUGAAUAUCCCCAUCCAACACGGUGUCGCCCGCUCCUCGCUGUCUUCGAACAGUAUAGCGCGUCUUCCAAACGUCUAGCCUACCGCGCCCUGGGUCAACGCGUUAGUGCACCCGGCCUCCGUGUACACAGAAUCAUAUCGAGUUUGGAAGAUGCUCGACGCAGCGCUGGGUGUGCCUUCUAUUUUAUCACACAGGCCGCUCAGCUGUC
Molecule: messenger RNA, 1025 nt
Organism: Rhodofomes roseus
Lineage: Eukaryota; Fungi; Basidiomycota; Agaricomycetes; Polyporales; Fomitopsidaceae
Exons: 4
Coding region: 119-781 (220 amino acids)
Source: RefSeq, a predicted model, not a curated record